CUGGUCAUUCACGUCUACCUGCGACUCACCUGUGUGGAUGUCUGUGUUCUGUCAGCUCACCUGAAACACUUACAUGAUCUUUUCCUGCAGUGUGGGUCUCGUCAGGGUACGUCUGAUGUCCAGCAGUAAACACAAACAGCAGAGUCAUGGUCAUUCUACAACAGGGCGACUAUGUUUGGCUGGAUCCGAAGACCGGUCGAGAGUUUGAGGUCCCGAUCGGAGCCGUGGUGAAGCUCUGUGAUUCUGGACAGAUUCAAGUCGUGGAUGAUGAAGGAAAUGAACACUGGAUUUCCCCCCAAAAUGCCACCAACAUCAAACCAAUGCACCCGACCUCCAUCCAUGGGGUGGAAGACAUGAUUCGUCUGGGUGAUCUGAAUGAAGCUGGCAUCCUCCGGAACCUUCUCAUCCGCUAUAGAGAACAUCUCAUCUAUACGUACACAGGGUCGAUCUUAGUGGCGGUGAACCCCUAUCAGCUUCUGCCCAUCUAUACAGCAGAUCAGAUUCGCCUCUACACCAACAAGAAGUUUGGAGAGAUGCCUCCACACAUCUUCGCCAUCGCUGACAACUGUUACUUCAACAUGCAACGCAACAACAAAGAUCAGUGCUGUAUCAUAAGUGGCGAGUCCGGAGCUGGAAAAACAGAAAGCACUAAACUGAUUCUACAGUUUUUGGCCGCCAUCAGCGGACAACACUCCUGGAUUGAACAGCAGGUACUGGAGGCCAACCCCAUCUUAGAAGCCUUUGGGAAUGCCAAGACCGUCCGAAACGACAACUCCAGUCGCUUUGGAAAGUACAUCGACAUCCACUUCAACAAAAGAGGAGCUAUAGAGGGAGCAAAGAUUGAGCAGUACCUUCUAGAGAAAUCCAGAGUGUGUCGACAGGCUCGUGAUGAGAGGAACUACCACGUUUUCUACUGCAUGUUGAAGGGAAUGACUGAAGACCAGAAGAAGAAACUGGGUUUGGGUAAAGCCACGGAUUACACCUAUCUUACUACAGGAAACUGUACGGUUUGUGACGGUCGUGAUGAUCAGAAGGAAUACUCAAACAUCCGAUCGGCCAUGAAGGUCCUCAUGUUCACAGACAAAGAGAACUGGGAGAUCUCCAAGCUCCUCGCUGCCAUUCUGCACAUGGGUAACCUGAACUAUGAGGCUCGCACGUAUGAUAAUUUGGACGCCUGUGAGUUGGUCCGCAGCUCAGAUCUGACCACAGCGGCUGUUUUGUUGGAGGUGGACUUUAAGGAUUUGAUGAAUUGUCUGACCAGUCGAACAAUAAUAACUCGUGGAGAGACUGUGUCCACUCCUCUCAGUAUAGAACAGGCUCUGGAUGUGCGAGAUGCGUUUGUAAAGGGAAUAUACGGCCGCUUGUUUGUGUGGAUUGUUGAGAAAAUCAAUGCAGCCAUUUUUAAACAUCCGUCCCUGGAGCUGAAAACUGUCAGAAGAUCCAUCGGCCUGCUGGACAUAUUCGGCUUUGAGAACUUCACUGUUAACAGUUUCGAGCAGCUCUGCAUCAACUUUGCCAACGAGAAUCUGCAGCAGUUCUUCGUCCGUCAUGUCUUCAAACUGGAGCAGGAGGAAUAUAACCUGGAGAACAUUAACUGGCAGCACAUCGAGUUCACAGACAACCAGGACGCUUUAGACAUGAUCGCCAUAAAGCCCAUGAACAUCAUCUCACUCAUAGAUGAGGAGAGCAAGUUUCCCAAGGGUACAGACACCACCAUGCUGAACAAACUCAACUCUCAACACAAACUCAACACCAACUAUAUUCCUCCUAAAAACACUUAUGAAACACAGUUUGGCAUUCAUCACUUUGCGGGUGUGGUGUACUACGAGACAAGAGGGUUUCUGGAGAAGAACCGAGACACUCUUCACGGCGACAUCAUUCAGCUCGUGCACUCGUCCAAGAACAAAUUCAUCAAGCAGAUCUUUCAAGCUGACGUCGCUAUGGGGGUGGAGACCAGAAAGCGUUCACCGACUCUCAGCAGUCAGUUCAAGCGUUCUCUGGAGCUGUUAAUGCGCACGCUGAGCGUUUGUCAGCCGUUUUUCGUCCGCUGCAUCAAACCCAAUGAGUACAAGAAGCCCAUGCUCUUUGAUCUUGAGCUGUGUGUGAGGCAGCUCCGCUAUUCUGGAAUGAUGGAAACCAUCCGGAUUCGUCGGGCCGGAUAUCCCAUCCGUUACACUUUCGUCGAGUUUGUCGACAGAUACCGUGUUUUGAUGCCGGGAGUGAAACCUGCUUACAAACAGGAGGAUCUGAGAGGAACCUGUCAGCGGAUUGCUGAAGCUGUUCUGGGACGAGACGAUGACUGGCAGAUGGGAAAGACCAAAAUAUUCCUGAAGGAUCAUCAUGAUAUGCUUCUGGAAAUUGAGAGAGAUAAAGCCAUAACCGACAAGGUGAUUCUCAUUCAGAAAGUGGUGCGAGGUUUUAAAGACAGAUCUAAUUUUCUGAAAAUGAAGAAGUCGGCUAUAUUUAUCCAGAAGACAUGGAGGGGUUAUUUCUGUCGGAAGAAUUAUGGCGCGAUGCGCGCUGGAUUCUCACGUCUGCAGGCCUUGUAUCGAUCUCGUAAACUCUAUCACACGUACCACAUCACAAGACAGAGAAUUACCCUGUUUCAGGGCGACUGUCGAGGGUUUCUGGUGCGCCGGGCCUUCAGACAUCGACUCUGGGCCGUCAUCACCAUCCAGGCCUACACCAGAGGCAUGAUCGCCCGCAGACUUUUCAAGAGACUCAAAGGAGAGUAUCGACGGCGUCUAGAGGCGGAGAAGAUGCGUCUGGCAGAAGAACAGAAGCUCAGGAACCAGAUGAGCGCCAGGAAGGCCAAACAGGAGGCUGAGAAGAUGCACCAGGAGCGUUUGGCACAGCUGGCACGAGAGGACGCCGAGCUAGAGAAGAAAGAGAAGGAGGAGGCGAGGAGAAAGAAGGAAAUGUUAGAUCAGAUGGAGAGAGCUCGGCACGAGCCCGUCAAUGACUCUGAGAUGGUGGAUAAGAUGUUUGGCUUCCUGGGCACAACCAACUCUUUUCCUGGUCAGGAGGGACAAGCACCGGCUGGAUUUGAGGACCUGGAGAGAACACACAGAGAACUAGAGGAGGAGGAUCUGGAUGAAGCUCUUCCUCUCCCGGAGGAAGAUGAGGAGGACCUGUCUGAGUACAAAUUUGCCAAGUUCUCCGCUACGUAUUUCCAGGGCACGACCACACACACUUACGUACGGCGGCCGCUCAAACAACCUUUGCUGUUUCAUGAGGAUGAAGGAGAUCAGCUGGCUGCUCUGGCCGUGUGGAUCACGAUUCUCAGGUUCAUGGGUGACCUUCCAGAACCAAAAUAUCACACAGCCAUCACUGACGGCAGCGAGAAGAUCCCCGUCAUGACCAAAAUCUACGAAACGCUCGGCAAGAAAACCUACAAGAGAGAACUUCAGGCUCUGCAGGGAGACGGAGAGAACACUCACCCAGACAGUCAUAAGAAGAGCAGCGUGCGUCACAAACUGGUGUCGCUCACCCUUAAGAAAAAAUCCAAGAUUACUGAGGAGGUUACCAAGCGUCUGAAUGACGGUGAAUAUACAGUACAUGGGAACAGCAUGCUGGAGGACAGGCCCACGUCUAACCUGGAGAAGCUACACUUCAUAAUUGGAAACGGCAUCCUCCGUCCAGGCCUGAGAGAUGAGAUCUACUGUCAGAUUUGUAAGCAGCUGACACAGAAUCCGUCUAAAAGCAGUCACGCCCGCGGCUGGAUCCUCAUUUCUCUUUGUGUGGGCUGUUUCGCUCCCUCUGAGAAGUUUGUGAAGUAUCUGAGGAACUUUAUGAAUGAAGGUCCAGCUGGUUAUGCUCCGUACUGUGAAGAGAGACUCAGGAGAACGUUUGUCAACGGUACCCGGACACAGCCUCCCUCCUGGCUGGAGCUUCAGGCCACCAAGUCUAAGAAGCCGAUAAUGCUUCCAGUGACGUUCAUGGACGGGACCACCAAGACCCUGUUGACAGAUUCGGCCACCACGGCCAUGGAGCUCUGCAGCGCUUUGGCAGACAAGAUCAACCUUCAAGAUCGCUUCGGUUUCUCUCUCUACAUCGCGCUCUUUGACAAGGUGUCGUCUCUGGGCAGCGGCAGUGAUCACGUGAUGGACGCUGUGUCUCAGUGUGAGCAGUAUGCUAAAGAGCAGGGCGCUCAGGAGCGUAACGCCCCCUGGAGGCUGUUCUUCAGGAAAGAGAUCUUCACACCCUGGCACGACCCGGGGGAUGCCGUAGCUACAAACCUCAUCUACCAGCAGAUCGUACGAGGGGUGAAGUUCGGGGAGUAUCGAUGCGAUAGGGAGGAGGAUCUGGCGGAGCUGGCAUCUCAGCAGUAUUAUGUGGACUACGGCUCAGAGAUUCUUGUAGAACGUCUGUUGAGUCUCAUUCCGUCCUACGUCCCUGACAGAGAAAUCAGCACGGCCAAAACCGUGGAGAGAUGGUCUCAGCUCAUCAUGGCUGCUCACAAAAAGGGCAUCUACACUCAAAAGAGAUUCGACCCGCAGAAGGUCAAAGAAGAAGUGGUGGAUUUCGCUCGCUACAAGUGGCCUUUGUUAUUCUCAAGAUUCUAUGAAGCCUUUAAAUUUUCAGGUCCCAGUCUUCCCAAGAAUGACGUGAUAGUAGCCGUGAACUGGACGGGGGUUUAUUUUGUGGACGAACAGGAGCAGGUUCUUCUGGAACUUUCUUUCCCGGAGAUCACCGGUGUUUCCAGCAGCAGAGGAGGAGAACGUCAGGCCCAAAGCUUCACUCUGGCCACCAUGAAAGGGGAGGAAUACACCUUCACCUCCAACAACGCCGAGGACAUACGAGACCUGGUGGUCACCUUCCUAGAGGGUCUCAGGAAGAGAUCCAAGUUUGUUGUGGCCUUACAGGAUAAUCCCAGCACAGCCAGCGAUGACUCAACGUUCCUGAGCUUCGUGAAAGGUGACCUGAUUCUCUUGGAUCAGGACACGGGCGAGCAGGUCAUGACGUCAGGCUGGGCCCACGGAACCAACGACAGAACCAAACAGAAAGGAGAUUUUCCCGCUGACUGUGUCUACGUGCUGCCCACCAUCAUCAGACCUUCCCCUGACAUUGUGGCUUUGGUUACCAUGACACCAGACCAACGUCAGGAGUCGGUCCGGAUUUCACACGUUCCGCUGAUGGAGAGUUCAGAGAGGAUCAAGCCAUACACGCUAGAGGAGUUCUCCUACGACUACUUCAGACCUCCUCCCAAACACACAUUGAGCAGAGUGAUGAUCACUAAGAACCGCGGGAAAGAUAAACUGUGGAGCUGCACGAGAGAACCCAUCAAACAAGCUCUUCUGAAGAAAUGUGUGAGUCACGAGGAGCUCUCGCAGGAGGCGUGCAUGGCCUUCAUCGCUCUGAUGAAAUACACUGGCGAUUAUCCGUCCAAGCGGACGCGUUCUGUGAACGAGCUCACGGAUCAGAUCUUUGAGGGUGCGCUGAAGGCGGAGCCAAUGAAAGACGAGAUCUUCUGUCAGAUCAUCAAACAGCUGACAGACAACCACAUCAAGUACAGUGAGGAGAAGGGUUGGGAGCUGCUCUGGUUGUGCACUGGUCUCUUUUCUCCCAGUAAUGUUCUGUUACCACAUGUUCAGAGAUUCCUGCAGUCCAAGAAACAUCAUCCACUGGCUUCGGACUGCAUGCAGAGACUCCAGAAAGCUUUACGGAACGGUUCACGCAAGUAUCCUCCUCACCUAGUUGAAGUCGAGGCGAUUCAACACAAGACCACGCAGAUCUUUCACAAAGUCUAUUUCCCUGAUGACACAGAUGAGGCGUUCGAGGUGGAGUCCAGCACAAAAGCCAAAGAUUUCUGUCUGAAUAUCUCCGGCAGACUGUUGCUGAAAUCACCUGAAGGAUUCAGUCUGUUUGUCAAGAUUUCUGAUAAGGUGAUCAGUGUACCGGAGGGCGAUUUCUUCUUUGACUUUGUUCGUCAUCUGACUGACUGGAUAAAGAAAGCUAGGCCAGCUAAAGAUGGUAUAGUUCCUUCAUUGACCUAUCAGGUGUUUUUCAUGAAGAAAUUGUGGACGAUCACAGUUCCAGGGAAAGAUUCAUUUGCAGACUCGAUCUUUCAUUAUUAUCAGGAACUUCCUAAAUAUCUUCGUGGAUAUCACAAGUGCUCCAGAGAGGAGGUUUUCCAGCUUGGAGCUCUCAUCUACCGAGUCAAAUUUGAAGACGAUAAAUCUCACUUUCCCAGUAUUCCCAAGAUGCUAAAGGAGCUUAUUCCUCAGGAUCUGAUACGCCAGCUCUCUCCGGACGACUGGAAGAGGUCGAUAGUGGCGUACUUCAACAAACAUGCUGGUAAAUCGAGAGAGGAAGCCAAGCUGAUGUUUCUGAAGAUCCUUUUCAAAUGGCCCACGUUUGGUUCUGCAUUCUUUGAAGUGAAGCAAACCACUGAGCCAAACUUCCCCGAGAUCCUCCUUAUAGCCAUCAACAAACAUGGAGUCAGUCUGAUCGACCCCAAGAACAAGGAUAUUUUAACCACGUAUCCCUUCACAAAGAUCUCAAACUGGAGCUCUGGAAACACAUACUUUCACAUCACCAUUGGAAACCUGGUCCAGGGAAGCAAACUUCUGUGUGAGACAUCACUGGGUUAUAAAAUGGACGACCUGUUGACGUCUUACAUAAGCCAGAUGUUGACCUCCAUGAGUAAACAGCGCAAUUCUCACGGCCACAGCAAGUGAACGUUUGAUUGGCGCGAGGCUGCGGAGCUGGUGCGUCUGCUGCGGCCUAUUGGUCGUCCGUGCAGCUGGGGGCGGGUCUUCGCAGCUCAGCUGUGGACGAUGAGCCGCACACCGUCCUCCAGCUCUCAGGGCUCUGUGUAUCCCGACGACGACUCUUCAUCCACCUCCAGUGAGGAUGACUACCUCUGACGGGCUCUCUGACCAGCUCUCCGCUACGCAAAACUCAUUUUAGUCGAGUUUGUUUUUUUGUGUUCCAGAGUUAUAUGUGAUGAUGUAAAAUUUAGGUACCAAUGAACUGAAUUGAAUACAGAGGCGUGUCAUUAAAAAUAAUUUUCGAUGUCGUCCGCACGUUAACGGCUCUGAGUCGAUGACGUGGAGUAUUUAUGUCCUUACACUGUAAAUGUGCUGUGAAAAACGCAUGAUAAUUGAGCUUUUAUAAUUUGGUUUGCGUUCAGUUUAUGAACUCGUGCAAUUUUAUUUAUAUUAACUUUAUAACACUGCAAGCCUUAAUACUUUUUGAAAGAUGAGGAACUUUGUUUUUACAGGUUAUAUUAAAGCACAUAUUAACAUUUUUUCUUGUGUUUACAUGAUUAUUGUUCUUCUGUGGAUCAGCGUCCAUAAAGUCAUAUUCAUCUGAACUACAUCCGAGUCACAGUUUUGUUCAGAUGAUGUUAAAGAGAAAAGCACAAGGGAAAGAGAUGUUGGAGUGAUAUACAAAAAGCCUUAUUUCAGUCUGCGUGAGCCACUUGACAACUGUCUCAAUACCUUAAGAAACCUUGUGGGUAAAGUGAUGUUGUGGAAUGAUAUGAAGGAUGUUUGCCGCUAUUUCAGUGGUCUUGUAGUAAGACCCCACAUAGACUUUCAAAAGAAAUGUUUUUGUAAUAUAUGCUUAGUUAUGAAUGCAAACAUGGUUCCUUUUAUUGUUCAUUAUAUUUAUCAAUAAUUUAAUUUAUGGCCUUUGUUUGUAAUAAAAUGUCAGAGAAUGUGACUGACAUUUUGUAAGAGCCCAACUAAUCUAACUAGACGUGUUGAUGAAUUUAUUGUAUGAUCUGUGAAAGUUCUGUUUUGUCACUUCUUUAUGUAAUUGCAACAUAUGAGUUAUCAAAUAAAGUUUUUUAUCAAAAUUAA
This is a messenger RNA of Triplophysa dalaica, 7808 nucleotides long. It is a transcript of the gene myo7aa, whose product is annotated as myosin VIIAa. Gene Ontology annotation, cellular component: cytoskeleton; myosin complex. Gene Ontology annotation, molecular function: protein binding; ATP binding; cytoskeletal motor activity. The record is from RefSeq and is a predicted model, not a curated record. NCBI's taxonomy places the organism in Eukaryota, Metazoa, Chordata, Actinopteri, Cypriniformes, Nemacheilidae.